Loxodonta africana (African savanna elephant) is the source of this 2323-nucleotide messenger RNA. Its product is annotated as olfactory receptor 4N5-like. The record is from RefSeq and is a predicted model, not a curated record. Bases 899 to 1825 code for a protein of 308 amino acids. Lineage: Eukaryota; Metazoa; Chordata; Mammalia; Proboscidea; Elephantidae. The transcript has a single exon. Gene Ontology annotation, cellular component: plasma membrane. Gene Ontology annotation, biological process: G protein-coupled receptor signaling pathway. Gene Ontology annotation, molecular function: olfactory receptor activity; G protein-coupled receptor activity.
UACAGGUUCUUUAGAGUUAUUUCUAGCACUUUAACUCUAAGAUUUUGUGAGUUCAGAUAAUUUUUUCUUUAUAUACUGUCAAAUUUUGUACUGUAGCACAUUGUUUGCUGACUCUCCCUUGGGUGUCAUACUGGUAUCAGAGAAAGAAGUGGUCUGGGUGUAUAAGCAUUUGAGACUGAGUUAGUGGCAAUUUAAGCUGCAUGGAUGGGGUAUACAGUGGCCACAAAAGUGAUAUCCAACCAGGGAUACGACGAGGGAAUUAUCUGUAAAUUAGGUGAAAGGUAAGAGUUAUUAUUUGGGAUCCUGGUGAUCAGUUUGGGGUCAGAGAAGGUAAGAAUGACAGACUAGAGGGAGGGCAAUAAGACAAAUUAGUAAGAAAAUAGAGAGAGAAAGCAGAGAGUUAACACUCAGAGACUGGGAAUUCCACAGGAAUCGAAGGAAGGAAAUGCCUCGUAAAGUUUUGGGUCGUGUGAUUGAGGAGAAAAUUGGUCUAAUUCGUCAAAAUAGCUUUGCUUCAUGCAUAAUAUGCUCCAAUAAGUCAAAGAUCUUAAUACUUGUAGUUAUGUUGUCUCUCAAUCAGGAAACUUCUUCUAUGACUCAGGAAGAUAGGAAGCCCAAGGUAUAGGAAGCUAGACCCCUAAUGUGGACAGCAGUUUUUUAGAGGUACGUGGUUCAAUGGCAAUAAGAGUGUUGACCUGAGAAUAGUGUUUUUUGUUUGAUUUUUUUUUUUUUUUUUAAUUUGAAGGAAUAAAGGAUAAAGGAUUUACCCAGGAUAUUGAGAAGAGUUAAGGUGUGUUGUUUUUACUGAAGUCAUGGGUGUCAACUGCUUUUAGCUGGAGAACUGUGGUGUAGAUGGAUGAUAUGGAGAUAAACUGUGCUUCUUGAUGUACUGCAGGCCAUGGAGAUGGAGAUAAGAAACAGCACAAUGAUGACAGAAUUCAUCCUUCUUGGUCUUACCCAGUCUCCAGAUAUUCAGCUCCUUGUCUUUGUGCUAGUCUUAGUUUUCUACCUCAUCAUCCUCCCUGGAAAUUUCCUCAUCAUUCUCACCAUCAGAUCAGACCCUGGUCUCUCAGCCCCCCUCUACUUUUUCUUGGGAAACUUGGCCUUCCUGGAUGCAUCCUACUCCUUCGUUGUGGCUCCCAAGAUGCUGGCGGACUUCUUUUCUGAGAAAAAGGUGAUAUCAUACAGAGUUUGCAUCACUCAGCUCUUUUUCUUGCAUUUCCUUGGGGAGAUGUUCCUUCUUGUUUUUAUGGCAUUUGACCGCUACAUUGCCAUAUGUUGGCCUUUACAGUAUUCAGCUAUCAUGAAACCUAGAGUUUGCUAUGCCUUAUUGUUGGCUCUAUGCCUUGGGAGCUUUGCUCAUUCCUUUGUACAAGUGGCACUUAUCCUCCACUUGCCCUUCUGUGGCCCAAACCAGCUGGAUAACUUCUUCUGUGAUGCCCCACAGAUCAUCAAGCUGGCCUGCACAGACACUUUUGUAGUGGAGCUCCUGAUUGUCUCCAACAAUGGAUUGCUCACCCUCCUGUGUUUCCUGGGCCUUCUGGCCUCUUAUGCUGUCAUCCUCUUCCAUUUAAAGGGACACUGUUCUGAAGGGAAGGGUAAGGCAGUGUCCACAUGCACUACUCACAUUAUCAUCGUAUUUUUUAUGUUUGGGCCAGCCAUUUUCAUGUACACUCGCCCCUUUAGAGCCUUGCCAGGUGACAAAGUGGUUUCUCUCUUCCACACAGUGAUAUUUCCUUUGUUGAAUCCUGUAAUUUACACCCUACGGAACCAAGAAGUGAAAGCCUCAAUGAGAAGAUUAUUUAAUCUGCAUAUAGCCAGAUGAAAGGAAAAAUUUUAGAUAAACAAGACUUGAGGAAUUCGUCUGAAAUUAAUUUAUUUACCUCAAAAAAAAUACAUCUUUGAACACCUCUCAUUCGUCAGAACAAUUCUGGGCACUGGAGAAAGAGUUAUUCUUGAGAUAGACAAAGUUGCUGUUCUCCUGGAUAUACAAUCCAGUGGGAAUAGAAAGAUAUUGAGAUGCUGUUGUUAGGCACAGUUGAGUUGGUUCCGACUCAUAGCAACCCUAUGUACAACAGAAUGAAACACUGCCUAGUCCUGCACCACCCUCAUGAUUGUUAUGCUUGAGCCCAUUGUUGCAGCCACUGUUUCAGUCCAUCUCAUUGAAGGUUUUUCUCUUUUUCACUGAUGCUCCACUCUACCAAGCAUGAAGCCCUUCUCCAGGCACUGGACCCUCCUGAUUACAUGUCCAAAGUAUGUGAGAUGAAGUCUUGUCAUCCUCACUUCUAAGGACCAUUCUGGCUGUAUGCCUUCCUAGAAAGAC